Messenger RNA from Naumovozyma dairenensis CBS 421, 456 nucleotides. It is a transcript of the gene RPB8, whose product is annotated as DNA-directed RNA polymerase core subunit RPB8. The record is from RefSeq and is a predicted model, not a curated record. Gene Ontology annotation, cellular component: RNA polymerase III complex; RNA polymerase I complex; RNA polymerase II, core complex. Gene Ontology annotation, biological process: DNA-templated transcription. The transcript has a single exon. Gene Ontology annotation, molecular function: DNA-directed RNA polymerase activity. The coding region runs from base 1 to 456 and encodes 151 amino acids. NCBI's taxonomy places the organism in Eukaryota, Fungi, Ascomycota, Saccharomycetes, Saccharomycetales, Saccharomycetaceae.
AUGUCUAACACUUUAUUUGAUGAUAUAUUUACAGUUACAGAAGUCGAUGCAGGUCGUUAUAACAAAGUCUGUCGUAUUGAAGCAUCUUCCACUACCCAAGAACAAUGUAAAUUAGCAUUGGACAUAAAUACUGAAUUAUUCCCUGUUCAAAAUCAAGACCAACUGACUAUUACAAUCGCUUCUUCUUUGAGUAUCGAUAAUGAUGAUGAAUCCUCUAAAAAUAAUAAAAAUUCAGCAGCUACAAGAAGUUGGAGACCUCCACAACCUGGUGACAGAUCACUUGCAGACGAUUAUGAUUAUGUUAUGUAUGGUACCGCGUACAAAUUUGAAGAAGUAAGUAAUGAUAUUAUCGCUGUCUAUUAUUCAUUCGGUGGUCUAUUAAUGAGAUUAGAAGGUAAUUAUAGAAAUUUGAAUACUUUAAAACAAGAAAAUGCAUACCUUUUAAUCCGUCGCUGA